AGCACCUGCAAAUAUCAUUUAGUUUAUUUUUUUUAUAUAUCUGGCUUUAGAAAACUAAAGUAUAAUGGUUAGCUAGAAAAGGGGUUUGGUUUUAGGACUUGUGCAGUUCUUUUUUUCUUGCACAAAUAUGCUUCAAUCUUAUACCGGUUUGCAGUGGGAGUAGAUAUGCUUUGGACUGCACUGCCUUAUCCUCCCAAAUGCCAUCGAGUGGGGGAAGGGAACAAAAUGUCAGCUCAAUUAGAUGAAGUGGUUUUGAAAAUCCUUCCUUCAGAAAAUAAAUUCAGAAGCAUUCCAGAUGCUUUUUGAGUCUAGAUAUGUUAGAAAUUGUGCUUGAAGGUUCUUUGGCUCUGGUGCUCCACAUUUAAGGUUUUGUUUUCACCAUUUGUUCUUACAUAAUCCUUUUGUGAACUCAUUAGUGUUUUUCUGGUUGGAGAUUCAUGGAAUUAGUGGUCAGUUAGAAAAGGGGUUUGUCUUUAUGAAUUGUGCAGUUGUUCUUCUCUUGCACAAAUAUGCUGCAAUCUUAUGGCAGCUUAAUAAGAAUAGUUAAAUCAUGUAUGCUGUCAGCCAUCUGGCGUUGUCCGUGCCUGUGUUACUUCUUGAAUCGUGCUUAGCCUCUGCUUGUGGCCUCUGGUAGGUGAUACCACAAACGGCAGUUGAGACUGUUAGGCACAAGGCCUUGUUGAAAUCUUGAGUAAUAUGCUUAUGGCCCCAGUAGUAGAGGCUAUAACUUGGUUUUCAAAACCAGUUUAUUUUGGAUGGCUUUCUCUUAAAGGACACAUAGCAUGUCUGAUUACAUUUUAUCAUCAUCAUUAUUAUUAAGUGUAUCAUGCUGUUUUCCUGUGUGGUGUUUUAGGCUUUGAAUGAUCAAAUUUUUAUUGAAAUGUGAUGUUGGGUUUUAUUGUUGUUUUAAAUGUAAACUGCCUUGUGAGGGCUUUUGCCCUGAAAGACGGCCUAGGGAUAGAUAGAAAAUAAAAAAUGAGGGGCUGAACCAGUUCCUAGAUGGUACUAUUGUACCGUCAGACGGCAGGUGAGGGGAGCACAUGGUUAAGCAGAGGAGUAGGGUGAGGGACGGUGUCAUCUGCCCUCCUCUCAGCUCUUUUCUUACACCUGAGGAGAGUAGCUGAUGCUCAAGUAAAUCUGCCUGAAACAUCAGGCCAGGUCUGUGCUGUGCAAUGAUCCUGAUAUGUUUGAGAUACCUGUAAACGUUCCAGUGGAUACAGUGAAACUCCGGAUAGAAAAGACUGUCAUACGAAAGAUCCCGACUGAAGCCUUCUACUACCUGGUGGAUCUCAAAUACCUGUGGCUUACCUACAACUCUAUAGCAAACAUUGACACGAGCAGCUUCUAUAAUUUAAAACUAUUGCAUGAAUUGCGCCUGGAUGGGAAUUUGCUGUCGAGUUUCCCUUGGGAAUCUUUGGCUGAGAUGCCUAACCUCCGAACACUUGACUUACACAACAACCUAAUGACCAGCAUUCCUGCUGAGGCCGGCAAAUAUCUGAGGAAUCUCACUUACCUGGACAUAUCUAGCAACAAAUUAACCUCUCUGCCAUCAGACAUCUUGGAUAUCUUGCUUCCUUUUUCUGAAACAGGAUUGCCCAGAAACACAGAACCCAGGAAUGCAGACUCCAUAAUACAGAGGGUCAUAUUAGGCUUGCAGGACAACCCAUGGUAUUGUGACUGUCGGAUUUCCAAGCUAAUUGAAUUUUCCAAAAUUGUGGAUACCGCCAUUUUGCUUCUGGACCCUUUUGUGGCUUGCAGUGGACCUGAGAGCCUGGCUGGGAUUUUGUUCCAAAGAGCAGAGCUGGAACAGUGCUUGAAACCAUCCGUCAUGACUUCGGCCACAAAGAUCACCUCGCCCCUGGGAAGCAACGUCCUACUGCGCUGUGAUGCAACUGGCUAUCCCACCCCACAACUCACCUGGGUUAGGUCAGACAAUGUGCCGGUGAACUAUACAGUUAUUCAAGAAAGUCCCGGUGAAGGUGUAAGAUGGUCCAUCAUCAGCUUGACCGGCAUUUCCUACAAGGAUGCAGGUGACUACAGAUGCAAGGCCAAAAAUUUGGCUGGAAUGUCAGAAGCUGCUGUUACAGUCACUGUUGUUGGCGUUGUCACCACAACUGUUUCUCCACAAAAGUACGGGAAAAAGACUGCAGCAGACCAGCAAAACACCACCCAGGAAGAGGUCAAACAAGAAUCCUUGAAUGCAACCACCGCUUCUCCUUCAACACUGCCUACAAGCACUUCUUCUCCUACAACAGUGGCUACCAGUGAAAGGCCUACAACUGACAGAAGCAGCGACAAAAAACCACCCAAGUCAAUGCCAGAUGGAAGAAAGAACGCCAAAUCAAAUACAAACGGAGGCAAGAAACAACCAGGUGAUGUCAGCAAGAAGGAUGACGGGACAUCCCUCAGCGCAGCAGCAGGAGCUGAAAAAAACGGUGCAGUAAAAAACCUAAGAGUAAUUCCUGAAACUGACGAAAGAGUGACCUUAACAUGGAAAACUGCCAGUGUCACAAGCAACUCUUCUUUGACUGUGUUGUACUCAAAGUAUGGGGAGAAAGACAUGCUGCCCCUGAGCACUGACCCCUCGAAAAACAAAGUCACCAUAGAUGGUUUGGAACCCAGCACACAAUACAUGGCCUGUGUUGUUCCCAAAGGGACCCCACCUACGAAGGACCAAUGCAUCAUUUUCUCCACUGAUGGAAUUACCAUGGAAGAUGAUUAUCAGAUUCCCAUUUUGCUGGUAGCUGGUGGGGUGGCCUGUGCCGUUGUCUUACCGUUGAUAUUUUUCUUACUGUAUAAAGUCUUAAUGCUUCACAGGAAACCAAAACCUGUCAGGGAAGAUGACCUUGAAAAAGAGACUUACGUCAAAUUUGAAACCCUUUCCCUCAAACCACGUUCCGUGGUGGCAGGUGGGGAGCUUUGGGCUCGGCGGAACACCGAUGAGUCAGAAAGACUACUGCUGUGUUCUAGGUCAAGUAUGGAUUCUCAGAUGACCUUCAAAAGUGAAGGCUCAAGGUCAGAGUACCUCUGCUGACUCUGGGUGUUCUGCGGACCAUCUGAAGAUCCCUACUGGGGAAUAGGGGAGUGACUGCAGCCUUGUUUCAGAUGCUGGAUCAGUGCCAGUUAUAAAAUGUGAGGAUUAAGGACAGCAGCAUUGAAUAGAAAUCUUUUGUGGGACAUAUGGGGGGGAAUGCCUCUUUGAAAAGUGACAUUUUUGAACUUUUGUAUUAUUUUUGAAGCAUUCUGCCUGUUUAUAUUCUGUCUUUUUAUCAAUUUGCUCUUGUUCAAAUGAAAGAUUUUGUGUAAAACAUGUACCACCAGCCUGUCCAUUGCUAUCUAUGUUUCUUGUUUUUAUAUAAACUAACUUUAGAUUAAUAGGUAUUUAAAAAUACAUUUUUCAUGUGCAGUUAAAAUGUUAGAUUUCCAUGCUUGGACAUUUGACAGAUACAAGGGCCACAAUCCAGCAGAACUCAUUGAAAUAAGCGUGGAUUUGUUGGUUUAAUUCUGCUUUUUGAAUUGUGGGCGAGAUGUCUGGUGAUAAAAAUGUGGUUUGUGUUGUAGAACACAGUUGAACAUUAAAUAAUGCCUUGUUUUGA
This is a messenger RNA of Podarcis muralis (Common wall lizard), 3596 nucleotides long. It is a transcript of the gene LRIT3, whose product is annotated as leucine rich repeat, Ig-like and transmembrane domains 3. Gene Ontology annotation, molecular function: protein binding. The record is from RefSeq and is a predicted model, not a curated record. NCBI's taxonomy places the organism in Eukaryota, Metazoa, Chordata, Lepidosauria, Squamata, Lacertidae.